CACACACACAACGUUCUUGUCACACCUGCAGUAGUGUAUAAUUUUCUUUCAUUGCUUUGUGCCGAACACACCACUGGGUACCUUCAUGCAGCUUUCUGAUGCACAGGCUCCGCUCUGGUCACGUGAUCUCGGUGUUGCCUCUGCAGCAGAGGAGCUAAAGGCAAAACAGCGGAGCUAACGGUUCUCCUGGAAGCUGCUGGAUCAAAGCUGCGCUAUAUCGGACUGACAACAAACACCUGCAAUGAUGAGCUAAACGACCACAGGGUUCAGGAGUGUGUUGAGUCAGCAGCAGAAUGCCCAUCCCUCCUCCUCCGCCUCCCCCUGGUGGACCCCCGCCUCCCCCCACCCUCUGCCAGGCCAACACCAACCCCCCAAAGCUGAGCGGGGAUGAGGCCAAAGGUCGCGAUGCUCUGCUGUCUGACAUCUGCAAAGGCACCAGGCUGAAGAAGGUGGCGGUGGUGAACGACCGCAGCGCUCCGCUGCUCGACAGUAAGACUCAAACACCAAAGAGCCAAACACCUCCCACAGAGCACCCAUACAUUCGCUUAUACCAGUACCUACAGCACCAGAAGCAGCCUAAACAGCAGGGGGCACCAUCUGAGGAGCUGAAGAGGACAGCCGGAGAUCAGAGCUCCUCUCUGUCCCUUCAGAAGUCCAAAGGAGGCGGAGCAGCUGCAGGAGCCAAUGGCAGCGCAGCAGGAAUUCCAUCAGGGUCUGUUCCACCAAUGGGAAGCCUGUUUACUGGCAGCAUUCACAAGCUGAGACCCGUCGGAGACACCUCCUCUGGAUGCUCUCCAUCCACGCGUGGUGCUGCGCCCCGCCCACCAAGCCAGCGCCCUGACAAUCCUGAAAGCCCCUCCCCUCAGAUAUCACCAAUGUGUUCACAGCGUCCUUCCCUCCCUAAUCUGUCCUCCUCCCCUGCCCAAUCUGCCCCCUCUUCUGCUGCUUCCUCCCCCUCUGCCGGCAUGAAACACUCUUCCUCUGCACCACCUCCCCCUCCUCCCCUUUGUCGUCGUGGUAAUGCCCCGUCUCCUCCCUCCACCACUUACAACAGAGACAAGCCCCUCCCACCUACUCCUAACAACACCCCGCCCCUCCCAUCCAAGCCACCACCAUCUCCUAGCAAUGGCAGACGCCCCCCCACUUCUGGAGGAAACUCCACCUUCUCUACCACCUCUUCCCUGGCCCUGCCUCGUCCACCCUACCGCAUCAACGGACCAACGGGUGGUGCUGAAACAGCACCGGAGCUGCCGCAACGUCACAACUCUUUGAGCAACAAGAGACCCGCCCCCUCACCUGGAGGCCACACCCCCACCAGGGGCCCCGCCCCUCCACCUCCCCCAGCAUCCCCCACACCCUCCCAACAGGGGGCUAACAGGCCAAUGCCUCCUGUCAGAGAUCCACCAUGUAGAGGUGCAGCCCCUCCUGUUCCAGCCCAGUCAUCAUCAUCAUCAUCAUCCUCUUCACUGAGGGCGGGUGGCAGAGAAGCUCCGCCUCCUCCUCCGUACAGGACACAUGGUAGCCCCUCCCUGCCCUCUGAACUCCCCGGCAGAGGAAAACCUCCUCCUCCGCCCUCCCGCACUCCUGCAGCCCUUCCCCCACCUCCUCCCCCUCUCCGUAACGGACACUCCGCCUCCUCCUCCAUCCCUCGCUCGUUUGUUGAUGACUUUGAGUCUAAGUAUUCAUUCCAUCCUCUGGAUGACUUCCCCCCUCCAGACGAGUACAGACACUUCACGAAGAUUUACCCGAGCAAAGCCAACAGAGUGAUGAGAGGAGCCCCGCCCCUUCCUCCUGUAGGGAGGUGAACGACAUGAUGAAGCCUCACACACAUACUGGCUUUGCCAUCCCAUCGUUGCCCCAUCUGCAGAGGGGAUGCCUGAUUUAUGGACCAAUCAGAAGGAGUUGUGUGUGAGACGGGAGGAAGAAUCGGGCUAAAAGAGGAGGAGCAUCGUCAUCUUCUGCUCACUUGUUUGAUUCAUCACAUCUUUCUGCACCUGCACUUUUUGUUUGAUCAGACUUCAGCCUAGAGGAGGAAGAGGAGGUGAUGAAGAUUUAAAGGACCAGCUGAGAAGAAGCUACUCUGAUUUAUUAUAGUUUGAUUUAACACUAACAAAAAACCUUGAAAAUGUUCAAACCUGACAGAUGAAUCGAUUACUAAUCUAUUAGUAAUCUAUUACUAACCUCUGACGGGAUGAAAGAACCACAAACUCACACUGGGACUUCCAGAGACCUGGACCUGAGAGCAGACCAGCUAACCGGGUACUUCUAAUAGACUCAGUAAAACUGUAAAUACUCUCAUUCUUCAGCUUCAUCAGCAGACCUGCUGGUUCUGAUGGUUCUGAUGAGGUCAGCAGCAGAAUCCAGUUUUUGAACAGUUCGACUCUAAAAAUGCCAAGAUGGGCCGAAGCAACCCACGGAGGUGAUGUUAGGAAGCUCCUCCCACCCCUGCAGGCCGGUCAGCUGAUCAAACUGAUGGGUAUUUGGACCUGCUGGUCCAGCAGCCGCCACCACCAACUAGUGUUGUGUUAUUUCAGUGUUACACCCUCAGCAGCAGGAGCAGUUUGAGCUUAAACUGGAAACCAGCAGCGAGAGAAUUCAGUUCAGGAGAAAAUGAUGAACAUUUUCAUCCUUUUACACAUUCAUCUUGUUUUUUCCCUUUGAAAUAAUCCUAGAAGUUUGAUUCAAUGAAGUCAAAGGUUCCAGUCUGGGAGAGAAUGAGCUGCAACACACACACACACACACACACACACACACACACACACACACACACACACACACGUAUGUACGUUAACAGGGAAAAGUCCCAAGUGAAUAACAAGGUCAGUAAAUAAAAGACAAAUUUUAAUUAUAAAACAACGUUUUGUUAAUAAGCAAAUGAAACCAGAUUCGGUCUCUAAUCUAAUAUUGUAUUAAGAAAAACCGAAUGAUUAGAAAUUCACUAAAACAGAUGAAACGGAACAACUCGAUUCAAAGUACAGACAGUAAUAUUAGAUUUAAGGUCAUUUUUCUCUCUAGUCUGUUGUAAGGAGUUUUUUUUCACGCAUCAAUAUUUCCCUAGGAGUUGCAUUUGUUUUUACGUUUGGUGAUCAGAGGAGGGACUUUGAGAUCAUUUCAGAAUAACUAGCCUCAGCGUUAUGUUGGAUUCAUCGGUUUUAUGUUCCUGCAGGUGUUGUGACCUGUGCGGUGUCUCUGUGCUCCAGGUCAGAUGGAGUGUGUCUGAAGGCGGUUUCUACCCUCCUCCUGGUUGGGCCGUGGUACUGAGCACCUUCCUGUCUAAGCAGACUUGACUUAUCUGUUCAACUGAAACAGAUUUAUUUCCACCAGAUUCACUGAAGACGUGUCCCGGUUCUGUUCAACUGACACCCCCCCCCCCCCCCGACUCUGUUUGCCUUACAAACCGUUGCUCCCCGUUCGAGCCUGUGAGUCUGAACUCUGCUGUCGCUGUUGUAAUGUGUCUCCAGGCUGCAGGUGACCGGUCCUGCAGUGCCUUUCAGACACUGGGCCUGAUGGUUGUGUCUGUCCCAGUUUAACAGCAUGCUCUCUAACUGGUUUGUGCAUCUUCUAACUGCAGGUGUCUGAAAUAAACUCCAGCAGACUCUA
This is a messenger RNA of Nothobranchius furzeri (turquoise killifish), 3600 nucleotides long. The record is from RefSeq and is a predicted model, not a curated record. Lineage: Eukaryota; Metazoa; Chordata; Actinopteri; Cyprinodontiformes; Nothobranchiidae.